AUGGACGCGGCGCACCGAGCUGCGCUUCUCACCGCCUCCUGCCUCAGGACACCCGUGAACCCGCGCACCAGGGCGCCGCUGGCUCUGUACGAGCGGGAGAGGCGCCCGCCGGCCGCCGUGGAGCAGCAGGAUGAUUUUGACUUGGACUGUAAUACUGAGAGACAGCAAAGCCCCACUGUAAGUGGGGACUGUGAGGACUGGAUAGACUUUCCCAAAAUGUGCCACUCAAAUCAGGAAUAUUACUUGAAGCUGGAAGAGCUGAAGAAUGCCCACCUGGAGACAAUGGCAAAACUGGAAAACAUGUAUCAGAAUAAGCUGCAUUUGAAAGGAGUACAGCCCCUGGACAAUAAGGAUGCUGCUCCCAGUUUGUGUUAUAGAUCAAUAUGGGAUAAGAGCUCAUUUCGGCCUCUGAAUUUGCAUAAAUCUUUUUCUGAGCCUGACUUAAAUAAUCUGUCCUAUUCAAGUUUGUCUGAUGGGUCUGAUGCAGAAUUAGAGUUGGAAGAAGAAAAUGGUAGUGAAACUGGGUCACUGACAUUUGCUAAGGAGCAGAUCGAAAAAAUGUGGGAUGGGUUUUCUGUGGACGACUAUGUCUAUCACACUAAACGUAGCUUACCAAAUUCACCAACAUUCAAAAUGAUGGGGAAGAAGCAGAAAGAGUGGUCACCAAAGGUCACUGUGCCUAAGCCUUUCCAGAUGACUAUUCGAGAAGCUAAGAAAAAACAACAGAAUGUCAAAUCAAAGUCACAGAUAGAAAUGGAAAAUAAUUUAUUGAAGAAACAACUAGAGGAAGAAGCAGAGUGUCAAAAGAAAUUCAGAGCCAAUCCUGUGCCUGCUUCCGUCUUCCUUCCGCUCUAUCAUGAAAUAAUGGAAAGAAAUGAAGAACGCAGGAAGUUUGUGAAAGAGAGAAGCAAAGAUAUUCUUUUGGCCUCUCAGAGACCAUUUCAGUUUAUCAGGAGGGAGGAGCAAAGGAAAGAAAUUAGGAAAAUGCAAUUAAAAGACCUUUCAUUGCCUGAAAAGAAAACAAAAUUAUUCCAAGCAAAACCUGUCCCUAAAUCUGUUUACAGUCCAGCCAUUAAUGAUAAGUUAAAAGAAGAAGAGCUUUAUAGAGAAAUUAGGAUCCAAAUGAGAGCUGAAGAGUUGCUACGUAAUUCUUCUCUUCCCAACAGCAGACUGGCUAGUAGAACUAUCAAUAAACAGAGGAAACAAAAGUGCAAUCAACAGAAAGAAGAACUGGAGCAUAAACCAAGGAUCAAAUCUAGGGUUCCAGACUUUGAAACACUGCACCAAAAAUUCCAGAAUAGGCUCCUGAAACAGAAACAUGUGAAACACAUCACAGUUUGUGAACCCUUCAAUCUUCGUACUCCACGUAUCCCAUCCAACAAAAGGAAGAUUCUGCAGGACAUUCAAGCAGAUGAAGAAACAUUAAAAGAAACACGCUGGCCAUACACCUCUCCAAGAUGCAAACCUCGAAUGAGGUGUUCAAGUGCAAGUUCAUCUCCCUUGGGACGUGAGCAAUCUGAAUCUCCAAGAAUCACAGAGUCUACCAAAAGACGAAUACAAGCUAUAAGGAAAUCACUUGAGGAAAAGAGAAAGCUGGAAGAAGAGCAAAAAAGGAUCAGAGCAAAGCAGAAACAAAGAGUGAAAAAACUGCAAAAACUUAUAACAACCCGGGCUGAGGCCAAUGACCCACAUCAGAGCCUAGCUCGGAUGUCUAAAUCCAAAUUAAAAAUGAUCAGGAAACAUGAGAAGCAAAGAAUGCAAGAGUAUCUGCAGGAGCGGGAAGAAAUGGAAGAAAGAGUAAACCAGAGGCCAUUGCUUUUGGAAAGAGCCACUCAGAAAAAUGCCAGAAUAGCAGCAGAAAAGCAUUACUCUGAUAUACUGAGAGAACUGGGGAUUUGUGAGGACUUCCUUUCAAAAAAAAGUCAAACUGCUAAAUUGCUGGACCAGCCCAAUGCUAAAGGCUUUGGAAGCUGCACUGAAGACAGAGAAAGUCUUAAUGAAGAUAAAGUUCAAGAAAGAGAAUCCUGUGAUGGGCAGAAGGCAAAUCCUCACUCUGACCAAUCUUGUGGGGAGGCGGAAGAGGAGAAAGCAAGCUCACAGUCUGACCAAUCCUGUGAGGAGGAGGAGGAAGAGGAGAAGGCAAGCUCACAGUCUGACCAAUCCUGUGAGGAGGAGGAGGAAGAGGAGAAGGCAAGCUCACAGUCUGACCAAUCCUGUGAGGAGGAGGAGGAAGAGGAGAAGGCAAGCGCUCAGUCUGACCAAUCCUGUGAGGAGGAGGAGGAAGAGGAGAAGGCAAGCUCUCAGUGA
This is a messenger RNA of Emys orbicularis (European pond turtle), 2307 nucleotides long. RefSeq names its product FAM161 centrosomal protein A (gene FAM161A). Gene Ontology annotation, biological process: cilium organization. Gene Ontology annotation, cellular component: ciliary basal body; photoreceptor connecting cilium; cilium. NCBI's taxonomy places the organism in Eukaryota, Metazoa, Chordata, Testudines, Emydidae. The coding region runs from base 1 to 2307 and encodes 768 amino acids. The record is from RefSeq and is a predicted model, not a curated record. The transcript has 7 exons.